Orycteropus afer afer is the source of this 978-nucleotide messenger RNA. RefSeq names its product ATPase H+ transporting V0 subunit d2 (gene ATP6V0D2). Lineage: Eukaryota; Metazoa; Chordata; Mammalia; Tubulidentata; Orycteropodidae. Gene Ontology annotation, cellular component: lysosomal membrane; early endosome; plasma membrane proton-transporting V-type ATPase complex. The coding region runs from base 1 to 978 and encodes 325 amino acids. Gene Ontology annotation, molecular function: proton-transporting ATPase activity, rotational mechanism. The transcript has 7 exons. Gene Ontology annotation, biological process: proton transmembrane transport; vacuolar acidification; vacuolar transport. The record is from RefSeq and is a predicted model, not a curated record.
AUGUUUGAAAGCUCAGAGCUGUACUUUAACACAGACCAUGGCUACCUGGAGGGCCUGGUACGAGGAUGCAAAGCCAGCCUCCUGACCCAGCGGGACUACAUCAACCUAGUCCAGUGUGAGACCUUAGAAGAUCUGAAAAUUCAUCUCCAGACCACUGAUUAUGGCAACUUCUUGGCUGAUCAAACGGGUCCUCUUACUGUUUCCAUCAUCGAUACCAAGAUGAGGCAAAAGCUAUGCAGAGAAUUUGAGUAUUUUCGGAACCAUUCCCUGGAACCCCUCAGCACAUUCUUCACCUACAUGACGUGCUGUUAUAUGAUAGACAACGUGAUCCUACUGAUGAAUGGUGCAUUGCAAAAAAAACCUGUGAAGGAUAUUUUGGCAAAAUGCCACCCACUGGGCAGUUUCAUGGAAAUGGAAGCAGUCAAUAUUGCAGAAACAGCUUCAGAUCUCUUUAAUGCUGUUUUGGUUGAAACACCAUUAGCUCCAUUCUUUCAAGACUGUAUGUCUGAAAAUACUCUAGAUGAACUGAAUGUUGAAUUACUACGCAAUAAACUGUACAAGUUUGAGGCCGACAGACGUGCUUUUAUCAUCACGCUUAACUCCUUUGGCACUGAAUUGACCAAGGAUGACCGGGAGUCCCUUUAUCCAACCUGUGGCAAGCUGUAUCCUGAGGGCCUGCGCCUGUUGGCUCAAGCAGAAGACUUUGAACAGAUGAAGAGGGUUGCAGAUCAUUACGGAGUAUACAAGCCUUUAUUUGAUGCUGUUGGUGAUGGCAAUGGAGGAAAGACACUGGAGGAUGUGUUUUAUGAGCAUGAGGUACAAAUGAAUGUGCUGGCAUUCAACAGGCAAUUCCACUAUGGUGUAUUUUAUGCAUACGUAAAGCUGAGGGAACAAGAAAUGAGAAACAUUGUAUGGAUAGCAGAAUGCAUUUCACAGAGACACCGAACUAAAAUCAACAGUUACAUUCCAAUUUUAUAA